Messenger RNA from Mizuhopecten yessoensis (Yesso scallop), 852 nucleotides. RefSeq lists its product as uncharacterized. The transcript is spliced from 2 exons. Lineage: Eukaryota; Metazoa; Mollusca; Bivalvia; Pectinida; Pectinidae. The record is from RefSeq and is a predicted model, not a curated record. The coding region runs from base 1 to 852 and encodes 283 amino acids.
AUGUCUGAUAACUCCACUUCAGAGAUACUUACCCAGACUAGAGAGGUUUUGUCUGCAGGCGAGAAUAGUCAACUCAACCAUAUUAUAUCGUUGAUACAAAAACUUGAUGUGAGACUUCAACAUUUAGAGCCAAUUGAUAACAAAUUAGACCUCGUACAGAAAUCACUCGACUCGCUCUCAUUAAAAGUGAAUUCACUGGAAUCUGAAAUAACUGUGUUAAAGGCCAAACAUGUCGAACUGGAGACAAGCUGUACUACUAUUAGUGCCAUGUAUGAUCAAGUUAAAACUGUGUCGGAAAAAAAUAAACAGGAACUCCAAAAAGUGAAAAAAUCCGCAAAUAAACCUGCGAACAAUGAGAAAGUAACAUAUCUUGAAAAAUCCAUUCAUGAACUGAUGGUUGAUAAAGAUGAACUCACUAAGAGCGUAACCGAGCUCAAAUGGAGAUCAAUGAAGGACAAUCUCGUGUUUAGUGGACUUUACGAGGAACCUAACGAAAACACUGAAGCCAAACUUCGUAGUUUUUUACACGAGCAACUCGGAAUUGACAAAGUUGAGUUAGGCAACACUCAUCGAUUUGGUAAGCAUGUGCGAGGCAGGCCUCGCCCGAUUGUCGCGAGAUUCCUUUAUAACCAUGACAGAGCUAAUGUCCUGAAUAAUGCCCGUCAUCUUAAAGGUACACAGUACUAUAUUAAUGAACAAUUUCCCACUGAGAUUGAGGAAAAACGACGUAAACUUUAUCCCAAGAUGAAGGAACUUCGACAGCAAGGGAAAAGGGUAAAAUUAGUCCGUGACCGUCUCAUAGUCAAUGUGAUGCAUACGCCAUUAUCCGGUAAAGAGAGGUUUCUCAAAUGA